This is a messenger RNA of Leptosomus discolor (cuckoo roller), 1039 nucleotides long. The record is from RefSeq and is a predicted model, not a curated record. Lineage: Eukaryota; Metazoa; Chordata; Aves; Leptosomiformes; Leptosomidae.
AAUUGAAUUCAUGCAGCUCAUGUUCAGAGAAGAUUUCAUCAGUGACAGCUAUUUUGGUGGGAACCUGCAUGGAAUAAUAGCUACAGAAGAGCUUCACUUUGGUGAAGGCAUGCACCGGAAAGCCUUCCGAAGUAAAGUGAUGCAAGGCCUCGUGCCAGUGUUCAGUCCCGGCCACCCCUGUGUUCUCAAAGUGCACAACGCUAUCACGUAUGGGACCAAGAGUAAGGAUGAUCUGGUUCAAAAGAACUACAAACUAGCACUGCAGGAAUGCUACGUCCAAAAUACUGCAAGAGAGUACGCAAAGAUAUAUGCAGCUGAAGCUGAACCCUUGGAAGGCUUUGGGGAAGCUCCAGAGAUCAUUCCCAUUUUCCUUGUUCAUCGCCCUGCUAAUAACAUCCCCUAUGCGACAGUGGAAGAGGAGCUGGUUGGGGAAUUUGUGAAAUACUCUGUCAGGGAUGGCAAGGAAGUGAAUUUCCUGAGAAGAGACUCAGAGGCUGGCCAGAAGUGUUGCACCUUCCAGCACUGGGUGUAUGAGAAGACCAAUGGAAACUUGCUUGUAACGGACCUGCAAGGUGUAGGAAUGAAGUUAACUGACGUUGGCAUAGCAACACUGGCCAAAGGAUACAAAGGUUUUAAAGGCAACUGCUCAAUUUCCUUCAUUGAGCAGUUCAGAGCCCUCCACCAGUGCAAUAAAUACUGUGAGAUGCUGGGAUUGAAAUCUCUCCGAACCACUCAUCAAAAACAGAGGAAAGCAACAUCCAUGAAAAGCAAAAACCUACCAGUCUCAUCGACUAUAAAGAAAACAGUGCCCAAGAAAGCAAGAGAACCUAGAGACUUCAUUUCUUCAGAGCACUGAGUUACACUGUCCUAUCUUGUGAAGGCACCUCUCGAGAAUGUGUAGUAGUGAUAGGCACCAGUGACUUGGCAGGGGGAUAACUUUAGUCUUGCCUUAUGACAUUAUUUUGAAGUUGUCCUGGUGCUGAUGCCAGCAACAAAGAAAGGACCUGAUUCUGUGGUCUUGGUACCUGAGAUUUAUCAC